CUAUUAAAAUGCAAAUGUGUUUAUAAUAUUCACACUUGUGUCAGCGUCAACUAAAUCGGAAGCGUAUGCUGAACGAAUCUUUGGCUUUCUAUGAUUCUUCCUGGAAAAUGAGCUGAAGGGAAGAAUAAUUAACAUUAGUUUUGUAUUCUUCUUGCUUGCCGAAUAAAUAAAUAAUUAUUUAGAUGCACAUUACUUUUCUUUUGUCUUUCUGUUUUAUUAUUUUUAAAAUGAACUCUCCUUCUCGUUAUUAAACAUCUUUUGUCUGCUUUCCAUCGUUUGUCUGCUUUGAACCUGGUUCCUUCACAGAUCUUUUCCAGCUCAACUUAUGGAUUUUUCUUCACUAAAAGGUUUUGAGCUUGGGAAGCUUGUGUUGAGCUCUGGUCUUUUACACAAAUCAUGGAAUAAGAUCUCAGAGUUACGUGCAUCAGCCCAUCUGAAUCAAAUUCCAGGACCAGGUCUAGGAAUCAAGAUCUUCCAAGAAACCAAAUACACGGUUGUUGUUUUUGUCGCACCACCAAUAAACAUAACUUGCCCUUUACAUUCUGCUUCUACACUUCUUUCCGGGACACAAGAUCAAAACCCUUUUCAUUUCCUCUGCUCCGAGAAGAUCUCCUCCUUCUCUCUUCACACCCCUGCUUUUCAGCUCUUUCUCUCUGCCUACAAUAACAAUCUCCUCCGCCUCAAAACAGAGUUGCUCCAUUUGCUUGAAUCCAAGAAACCUGUGAUCAUCACCGGAGCUGCAUUAGGAGGAUCGGUUGCAUCUCUCUUUACACUAUGGCUUCUAGAAACAGUCGAGCCAACACUAAACCGUCCAUUGUGCAUCACAUUUGGCUCACCUCUAAUAGGAGACGCUUCUCUACAACAGAUUCUUGAAAACUCCUUGAGAAACUCAUGUUUCCUCCACGUGGCUUAUGCUUCACAAACGCCCAUCAACACCGACUUCAAGCCUUUUGGAACGUUCUUGAUAUGUUUCGACUCAGAAUGUAUAUGCAUCGAUGACCCUGAAGCCGUCAUGGAGUUGCUAGGCAGUGCUAAUACGGAUCAUGUAGUAGAUUCGAUAGACUACGGCCAAGUUCUAGCUCGUUUGGAUCAAAACGUGAUGGAAGAUUCAAGAUUGAUGAUAGAUGACGUUAUAACUCGAAUGGAGGAACGUGAUGAGAAGAAGAAAGUGCGUUUUGAUCAGCUCAAGAAACUAAACGACAUCAAAAUAUCAAUGAUAUAUAUAGAAUGGUACAAAAAGAAAAGCAAGAUGGAUAAGAUUGGUUACUACGAUAGGUUCAAGACUCAUAUCGCCUCUAGUGUUUCACCGUUCGACAUAGAUAUUGAGAAGCGUAAAAAAGAAGUCAAUGAUUACUGGAAGUCAUUGGUUGAAGAAGUUGAGAAGAAGCCUCAGAGUGAAAAGUCUGUUCUCAAGACAAGGUCUCUCUUCUCCGGUAACAACUAUAGACGUAUGGUGGAACCGUUAGAUAUUGCUGAGUAUUACCAUAAUGGUGGGAGAGAGUAUAGAAUCUCUGGGAGGUCGAGACAUUAUGUUAUGCUUGAGAAAUGGUUUAAGGAGGCGAAGUUGAACGAACCGCUUAGAGGUAAGGGGACGGAUUUGAGUGAGCUAUUAACGUUUGAUUCUUGCUUUUGGUCUGAAGUUGAAGAAGCUUUGAUCGUAAUCAAUGAGUUGAAAACACAACCAGACGAGGGAUUGGUCGGAAAACUCGUGAAGUUUGAGGAGUAUGUGUGGGAGAGGAUAAGAACACGUGAGGUUUCGCCGGAGAUUUUCUUGGAGAAGAGCAGUUUCAUGAAGUGGUGGAAAGAGUAUAAAGAGAUCAUCAAAGGGUUUCAUUCUUUACCUUCUGACUUCACCAAGUUUAUGAACGAUAGGAUGUACGAGAGGUAUGGUCAAGCCUGCUGAAGAAUAAUGGUUUACAUUUACUAUUGAAAUGUUUUAGUCGAUGAUUGAUUAUUAGUAUUUUAUGGUGUUAAUAACACUAGGAAACCACCCCGCGCGUAAACGCGCGGGAGAAAAUAUGUUUUUUUAAAAAGUAAUUUUUAUAUAAUUUAUA
This is a messenger RNA of Eruca vesicaria subsp. sativa (arugula), 2054 nucleotides long. Lineage: Eukaryota; Viridiplantae; Streptophyta; Magnoliopsida; Brassicales; Brassicaceae. The record is from the annotation of a GenBank genome assembly.